CGCUGCCGGGCCCGGCUGGGAGAGGUCUCCCCUCCAUGGGGAGGCCCAGCAGCCCUCCGCAGGCCGAGAUCCGAUCUCCGCUGUGGACGCUGCCGGAGGAACUGCUGCUGCUGAUCUGUUCGUACCUGGACGCGAGGGCCUUGGGCCGCCUGGGCCAGACCUGUCGCCGCCUUUUCCGUUUCACUUCCCGUGAUGUGCUGUGGAGGCGCCUCGCCCGUUUCUCCCUGAACGCAGGCUUCAGCGCGCUGGGCGCCGACCUAGUGGUAGGAAUCCCAGUGAAAGAAAGAGUCAAAGUUUCUCAGAAUUGGAGGCUAGGACGCUGUCGAAGAAUUCCACUCCUCAGAUGGAAACGCAAUUUAAUGCCCUGGAUGCAACUAGAUGGUGAUUACCUCUAUCUAUCCCAGGCAGAAGAUAUCCACCUUUAUUGGCUCCACCCUAAAGAUACCAAUUUGAUAUGGUAUCCUCAGACAGUUUUCUCUGGUCACCAAGAGGAUGUGUGCCGUUUUGUAGUUAAUAAUGGCCAUAUUAUCAGUGGAGGAGGAGAUGGAAAUAUUGCCCUCCAUAAACUUAAUAGUUCUUUCAGUUUUAAGAUCCUUGGGCACCAACAGGAAGUGAACUGUGUGGAUUCCCAAGAGUCUAUCAUUGUGAGUGGUUCUCGAGACAGAACAGCAAAGGUUUGGUCCUUAUCAUCAGGCAGGGCUGGGCAGUGUCUGCAUACAAUACAGACAGAAGACCGGGUCUGGUCUAUUGCUAUUAGUCCAUUAUCAAGUUCAUUUGUGACUGGAACAGCAUGCUGUGGACAUAAUUCACCUUUGAGAAUCUGGGACUUAGGGAGUGGGCAGCUGAUCACCUGUCUUGGAACAGAUUUCCACAGAGGAGCUGGAGUCUUGGAUGUUUUCUAUGAAACACCUUCAACUUUGCUCUCUUGUGGAUAUGAUACCUACAUAAGAUACUGGGAUUUAAGAACAAGCACAAAGGAAUGUGUGAAGAAAUGGGAAGAACCACAUGACAGUGCCCUAUAUUGCAUUAGAAGCAAUGGAAGUCAUAUGAUUGCAAGUGGCUCCUCUUAUUAUGGAGUGGUACGUCUUUGGGACAAACGACAAACAAGAUGCUUGCAGAGUUUCUCCUUGUCAUCCCCUAUCAGCAGUCCUGUAUACUGUCUACGUUUCAGCACCACUCAUCUCUAUGCGACACUGGCAUCGGCACUGUAUGUCCUUGAUUUCACUACCUCCUGACACUGAUAUGCUUGGACUUCAGACUCAGGGAGCACAAAGAAAAAUAACAACUUUAAGACAAUAAAACAGCAGUUGCUAAAGAACAUCCCAUUUCUGUCUUCUGGUGUUAGUAAAAUCUAAUGUAUCUUUCCAACCCAA
Molecule: messenger RNA, 1373 nt
Organism: Protobothrops mucrosquamatus (brown spotted pit viper)
Lineage: Eukaryota; Metazoa; Chordata; Lepidosauria; Squamata; Viperidae
Gene: FBXW4
Product: F-box and WD repeat domain containing 4
Exons: 9
Coding region: 36-1235 (399 amino acids)
Biological process (GO): SCF-dependent proteasomal ubiquitin-dependent protein catabolic process
Cellular component (GO): SCF ubiquitin ligase complex
Molecular function (GO): protein binding
Source: RefSeq, a predicted model, not a curated record